Molecule: messenger RNA, 651 nt
Organism: Sinocyclocheilus anshuiensis
Lineage: Eukaryota; Metazoa; Chordata; Actinopteri; Cypriniformes; Cyprinidae
Product: glycine--tRNA ligase-like
Exons: 7
Coding region: 1-651 (216 amino acids)
Biological process (GO): mitochondrial glycyl-tRNA aminoacylation
Cellular component (GO): mitochondrion; cytoplasm
Molecular function (GO): glycine-tRNA ligase activity
Source: RefSeq, a predicted model, not a curated record
AUGGUUUCCACCACCAAGUCCUUGGACGAAAGUGAGUUCACCAUUGAGACAGAGGGCAAGACUUUCAAACUCACCAAGGACAUGGUUAACGUCAAGAGGUUCCAGAAGACCCUGCACGUUGAGGAGGUUGUUCCUAAUGUGAUCGAACCCUCCUUCGGCAUCGGGAGAAUCAUGUACUCCAUCUUUGAGCACACAUUCCGUAUCAGGGAGGGGGAUGAGCAAAGAACGUAUUUCAGCUUCCCUGCCACUGUUGCACCAUACAAAUGCUCCGUCCUUCCAUUGAGCCAAAAUCAGGAAUUUAUGCCAUUUGUUCAAGAAUUAUCUGAAGCCUUGACCAGGAAUGGUGUCUCCCACAAGGUGGAUGAUUCCUCAGGAUCUAUUGGCAGACGCUAUGCCAGAACGGAUGAGAUUGGUGUGGCAUUCGGUAUCACCAUCGAUUUUGACACGGUUAAUAAGACGCCCCACACGGCCACUCUGAGAGACCGUGACUCCAUGAGGCAGAUCAGGGCUGAGGUUAGUGAAUUGCCCGAAAUCGUUCGUGACCUGGCCAAUGGUGCCAUCACAUGGACAGAGGUGGAAAGCAAGUACCCGAUCUUUGAAGGCCAGGAGACCAGCAAAAAGGAAAUAACAUUUGACCAGUACUGCAUAUAA